CGGCCACAACAGGCCUCGCCUCCUCCUUGUGGGGGCCCCGGCGGUCCCGGCGGCGGUCCUGGCGACGCGCUGGGUGCAUCGGCGGCAGGUGUGGGUGCGGCGGGCGUGGUGGUUGGCGUGAGCGGCACGGUGGGCGUGGGCAGCUGCUGCUCAGGACCCGGCCACAGCAAACGGCGGCGUCAAGCCCCCGGGGUUGGCGCGGUUGGCGGUGGCAGUCCGGAGCGUGAAGAGGUCGGCGCAGGUUACAACAGUGAGGACGAGUAUGAAGCUGCUGCAGCACGUAUCGAGGCCAUGGACCCUGCCACUGUCGAGCAGCAAGAGCACUGGUUUGAAAAGGCCCUGCGAGACAAGAAGGGCUUCAUCAUCAAGCAGAUGAAGGAGGACGGCGCCUGUCUCUUCCGGGCUGUAGCUGACCAGGUGUAUGGAGACCAGGACAUGCACGAAGUUGUACGAAAGCACUGCAUGGACUAUCUGAUGAAGAAUGCCGACUACUUCUCAAACUAUGUCACAGAGGACUUCACCACCUACAUUAACCGGAAACGGAAAAACAACUGCCAUGGCAACCACAUUGAGAUGCAGGCCAUGGCAGAGAUGUACAACAGGCCUGUGGAGGUGUACCAGUACAGCACAGAACCCAUCAACACAUUCCAUGGGAUCCAUCAAAAUGAGGAUGAACCCAUCCGCGUCAGCUACCAUCGGAAUAUCCACUACAAUUCAGUGGUGAAUCCCAACAAGGCCACCAUUGGUGUGGGGCUAGGCCUGCCAUCAUUCAAACCGGGGUUUGCAGAGCAGUCCCUGAUGAAGAAUGCCAUAAAAACAUCAGAGGAGUCAUGGAUUGAACAGCAGAUGCUGGAAGACAAGAAGAGGGCCACAGACUGGGAGGCCACAAAUGAGGCCAUUGAGGAGCAGGUGGCUCGGGAAUCCUACCUGCAGUGGCUGCGGGAUCAGGAAAAACAGGCCCGCCAGGUCCGCGGCACCAGCCAGCCCCGGAAAGCCAGCGCCACGUGCAGUUCCGCCACAGCAGCUGCCUCUAGUGGCCUGGAGGAGUGGACUAGCCGGUCCCCACGGCAGCGGAGUUCAGCCUCAUCACCCGAGCACCCUGAGCUGCAUGCCGAGCUGGGCAUCACGCCCCCUUCCCCAGGCACUGUCUUAGCUCUUGCCAAACCUCCUUCGCCCAGUGCACCAGGUACAAGCAGCCAGCUCUCGACCGGGGCCGACCAGGCGACUUCCCCCCUUGUGUCCCUCUACCCUGCUCUGGAGUGCCGGGCCCUCAUUCAGCAGAUGUCCCCGUCCGCCUUUGGUCUGAAUGACUGGGAUGAUGAUGAGAUCCUAGCAUCGGUGCUGGCAGUGUCCCAACAGGAAUACCUAGACAGUAUGAAGAAAAACAAAGUGCACAGAGAUCCACCCCCAGACAAGAGUUGAUGGAGACCCAGAGACUGGAGACCAUCUCCCAACCCCUACCACUCCUGCCCUCCAGUGCCACCCCACCUUCUUUGGCUUUCUUCCCUCUUGCCUUCUUCCUCCUUCCCUCUCUCCCUUCCUUAUUCUCCUCCCUACUUCCCUCUUGCUGGCCCAUCCCUGUGCCCCGUCUCAUCGCUGCCACCACCACCAAUUGUCUCUUCGCCAGCUGACGUGCCCUGUUGCCCCUUGCACAGCACCAUCCCUGCAUUCCACAGGGGACUUGGGCAAAGGUGCCGAAGGUAGGCGAGAGGCACACAGAGACAAACCAACUGGCAGCCAGGCAACCCCUGAGGAGAGACAUUCAGACAGAGGAAAGCGUCCCUGAUCCCCAUUCCUUCCAAGAUCAGAAAAACUUGUCACCCCACCUCCACAACAAUGCCAGGGAGGUGGGAGAGGAAGAAAUGGGGAAUUCCCUUUCCCAGUACCCCAAGAAUCUCUGAGCCUUCAAUGUUGGAUUUUUUCUUUAUUAAAAUGUACUUUUAUCUUAUAAAGUCAACCAUUCAAAAACGACAGACAACAGCAUUGGCUCUAUGAAGGUGGCAUCUCUCUGGUUUGGGGGCAGGCAGGCCAUGGGGCACGGAGAGGGCACAAAGAUGCCGUUGCUGUCUCUGGCCUCCAGCUCUGUGGAGGUGGGCAGGGCCUAGAAUAUGAGCCAGGGCCAGGGAGGGGGGCCGGGGGGGGCAAGUGUCAUGUGGGCUUUGGACAAUGAGACCCUGACCUCGCUGCAUUCCUUUUGCUUCCACCGCCACUACCACCACCACCACCACCACCAGUUUCUUUGGAAUCUUGGGGUGGGGGGCACUUUUGAGGAUCAUGACCGCCACCCAGGAUUUGAGUGUGGGGAGUGGGAGCAGCCUUGGCAGAUGGGGCACCCGUGUCCUGCAGGUGUUGACAAGAUCCGCCAUCUGUGAUGUCCUUGGCACAAUAAAACCAAAUAUCAGUUUC
Hipposideros armiger (great roundleaf bat) is the source of this 2406-nucleotide messenger RNA. RefSeq names its product OTU deubiquitinase 5 (gene OTUD5). Gene Ontology annotation, molecular function: cysteine-type deubiquitinase activity; K63-linked deubiquitinase activity. Gene Ontology annotation, biological process: protein deubiquitination. Bases 292 to 1422 code for a protein of 376 amino acids. Lineage: Eukaryota; Metazoa; Chordata; Mammalia; Chiroptera; Hipposideridae. The record is from RefSeq and is a predicted model, not a curated record. The transcript is spliced from 9 exons.